Sporothrix brasiliensis 5110 is the source of this 753-nucleotide messenger RNA. Its product is annotated as acetyltransferase. The transcript has 2 exons. Gene Ontology annotation, molecular function: acyltransferase activity, transferring groups other than amino-acyl groups. The coding region runs from base 1 to 753 and encodes 250 amino acids. The record is from RefSeq and is a predicted model, not a curated record. NCBI's taxonomy places the organism in Eukaryota, Fungi, Ascomycota, Sordariomycetes, Ophiostomatales, Ophiostomataceae.
AUGGCUUUCAUCCGCCCUUACAAGUUUGCCGACUGGAACGACACGGCGUUUAUCUGCCGUGCCACGCUCCCGCCGUCGAUUAUCAACGAAAAGACUGCGAUCCGUCUUGCGCCGUACCUCUGGACGCACCAGUUCACGCUCCUCAACCCGCAAAACUGCUUUGUGCUCGACGACGGCACAGGCCAUGUCGUCGGCUAUGUGGUUGGCAGCACCGACGUGCACGACAUGGCGGCGCGGUACGGGCGCUUUACGGACCUGAUCGGCGGCACGGGCCCCGUGGAGGGCGUCCCCGCGGAGGUGGUCGAGCUGGCGCGCCGCGAGGUCGGGCCGGCGCCCGCGGACCUGGACAACCUGCAGCCGUUCCUGGUGCCCGACCCAAGCGAUCCAUCGGGACAGAAGAGCGCGGUCAACGAGACGCACAUGCUGCAGCAAGCCUACAACCCGCGUUGGCUGCUGCUCGAGAGCAACCAGACGCCGCUGCGCAAGGAGCUGAUCUCGGGCACCAAGUACCGGGCGGUGAUGCACAUUGACAUGCUGGAGAGCCACCAGGGGCAGGGCUGGGGCCGGGAGAUGAUCAAGACGUUCCUGGCGUCGAUUGCCAAGGAGGGGGCGCGGGGCCUGCAGAUUGGCGUGUCCGGCGAGAACACCAAGGUGGUACCAUUCUACGAAAAGUGCGGGUUCCGUGUGCAACCUGGCGGCGAGGCCGACGGCUGCGUGUGGAUGGUGCGCGAUGUGAGCGAGACGGGGUGGUAG